Molecule: messenger RNA, 572 nt
Organism: Cajanus cajan (pigeon pea)
Lineage: Eukaryota; Viridiplantae; Streptophyta; Magnoliopsida; Fabales; Fabaceae
Source: RefSeq, a predicted model, not a curated record
AUGAAGAGUCUUCCAGCAACCGCACAGGUUGCUGCACAACAGGGUACAUAUCUGGCUAGAUGCUUUAACAGCAGGGAUCAGUGUGCAGAGAAUCCUGAAGGUCCAAUAAGAUUUGGAAAAUCCGGACGUCAUAAGUUUCGUCCCUUCAGGUAUAAGCAUUUUGGGCAAUUUGCUCCUCUUGGUGGAGAGCAGGCAGCUGCAGAACUUCCUGGAGACUGGGUUUCCAUGGGUCACAGCACUCAAUGGCUCUGGUAUUCUAUAUAUGCAAGCAAACAAGUGAGCUGGCGCACAAGGGUGUUAGUCAUCUCAGAUUGGACAAGAAGAUUCGUCUUUGGUAGAGAUUCUAGUCGUAUAUAAGUCACCAGAAGCAGAUUACAAUAUAUUUUGAGUUGAUAUGUUUCUGUUAUUUCUUGUACCAAAUAUCCAUCAUGUAGUAUUAUGAUGACUUGAAGUUAUAUCUUCAAUUGGAGAGUUUGAGAAUAAAAGCCUCAAGGGAUGACUUUUUUCUCUGCCAAACACAUUAUGCAAUUUCCCAGUUGAAACAUGAAAAUAUUGCAACUGUCAAUAUUAUU